Molecule: messenger RNA, 1133 nt
Organism: Biomphalaria glabrata
Lineage: Eukaryota; Metazoa; Mollusca; Gastropoda; Planorbidae
Product: 16 kDa calcium-binding protein-like
Exons: 3
Coding region: 164-589 (141 amino acids)
Molecular function (GO): calcium ion binding
Source: RefSeq, a predicted model, not a curated record
UGGAUUUGUCUAAUAUGCUGCUAAAGAAACGAAACGAUUUAAUGAGACCAAGCGAAGAUUGCUUUGAACAAAUUUACAAGUAGAUAGAUCUAAAUAAUUGUAUAUUUUGAUUCAGCAGCACAGGUGGCACCACCAAAGCUAAACUUUCAACUUCCCUUCAAGGAUGCCUAGAAAAACAAGCGCCGAGUGGGCGGCAAUAUUUAUAGCAGCAGAUAGAGACAAAAGUGGGAAACUUGACGAGAAAGAGUUUAAGGAAAUGUUUGUCAGAUCGGGAGUCCAACUCUCAGAUCAUCAAAUCAAGAACACAUUCAAUUACUGUGAAGGCAACAAUGGAGACAAAAUGAUUACGUUUGACGAGUUUAUGAAAGGGAUGACAAAAAUGGAAAAUUUAAUAGUGAAGUUGACAGCCUUGUUCAAAAAAUAUGACAAAGAUAAGAAUGGUCAACUGAGCAAACAAGAACUCACAGAGGUGCUGCGCGCCUGUGGAGGGAAUUAUACGGAGGAAGAGAUCGUCAACAUCCUUGACCGAAUGGAUAGCAGCAGAGAUGGCAAAGUCUCCCUGGAUGAGUUCUUGAAUAGUAUCUUGUAGGAGAAAGCUGUGGGAUGCACUCGCUAAAUCUAAAAAAAAAGCGAAGGACAAAAGCUUUAUCUAUGCGAAAAUGUAACAACAAAAUUAACAAUGAACUAAGUGCCCCAUUGUUGCUCUUUUUUUUUUAAACACGAGUGAUUUGGAAAAUUAAAAAGAAAAUGUGUAAAAAAGUCUUUUUUUUUUCAAAAUCUAACUUUUAGGCAUCAGUGUUUACAUUUCGUAAAAUUUUAAAGUUUUCAUUUCGCAGUUAAUUAGCAAACGAUAUAAUUUGUAUAAGCAAAAAAAAAAAUAAAAAUAUACAAACAAUUGGUGAAUUAGAUAGUUUCUUUUACCCUUUGAAUGACCUAGUUAAUAUUUUAGCUUUUGUUUUCUUUUUAAAUAAAAGAACAUUUAUUAUUAGUUUUAUUUAGCACGAUAAAUAAGGGUACUAUGGUGUUACUAUAGUGUUCUCUAGCUUGGGUAAACAUUUUAUUUACUUUUUAUUAUGUUUUGAAAUCUGUAAACAAUAAUUCAAAAAUAAAAUGUGAUUUGAAAUGAAAUAAAA